AUGAGGGCUGAAAUCCUCUGUCUGCUCAUCAUCAUGACCUCAGUGAAUAUCGGAGAAACAAUGAAAUAUGUGACCUUAAAUGAAUGCAGACGCUGCCUUUCCAAAUCUGUUUUCGCGCAACACGAGGCUGCUCUCCAAACCGACGAUCGUACACGUGUGAUUGCUGUGUCAGGCGGCAUAUUCCUAAACUGCUCGGAGGAUCCUGAAGUGUUGACGAUAUCUCUGUGCUCGGAUCCUUGCAUUACCAUCGAUAUUAUUCACAAUGGGGUUUCUUUGGGCACAUACCAAGAUUGUUCGACGGGAGUUGUUCGGGACCUUCCCAAUUAUGAAAAUAUUCGCACCACAUUCACGGGAACAUUGAACGAUAGCUACACUCUUAAUGGAGAAUUUUUCGAACUGAAGAUCACAUUCAAAAAUAUGGAUAAGGCGCAUACGAGAAUUGCGACCGAGAGUGGAAAAGAGUUGUCGUUCAAUCCGGACACAGUUAAGUUUGUUAUAACGUGCAUUUUGGUUGCCAUCUUCGGUGCGCUGAUAAGUAUUGUCGUCGUAGCAGUAUGUAAGGCGAACAAAACUCAGAAGAUAAUUGGCACUUUGGUGAAAUGCAUUGUUCCUUGCCGUCGCCGCUCGAUCGAUAGUGAAUCGCAGAACUCGAAUUCGAUCGACAAUGAAUCCGAUUCGCAAACGGAUGAAAUCGAGAAUGUUGACAACAAACUGGACGAUACCCAACAUUCGUCGAUGGAUUCGACUGAAGACGAUUCGGCCUCUUCGAUUGGGGCUUAA
Molecule: messenger RNA, 780 nt
Organism: Caenorhabditis bovis
Lineage: Eukaryota; Metazoa; Nematoda; Chromadorea; Rhabditida; Rhabditidae
Source: the annotation of a GenBank genome assembly